UCUCAGAUACUUUCAGUUUCACUCCUCUCUUCUGCUUCCAGCGAUGGCGUCUGCUGAUCUGAGAAAGGAGCUGGACUGUUCCAUCUGCCUGAGCAUUUAUACAGACCCUGUAACCCUGAGAUGUAGACACAACUUCUGUCGGGUCUGUAUUGAUCGUGUGCUGGAUACACAGGAGGGGUCUGGAGUUUAUUCCUGUCCUGACUGCAGAGAAGAGUGUCAGGAGCGUCCUGCACUGCAGAGGAACAUAACGCUGUGUAACAUAGUGAGAAGUUUCCUGUCUACUCAGCCAGAUCAGGAGGAGACUGGGAUCUUCUGCACUUACUGUAUUCACUCUUCUGUUCCUGCUGCUAAAUCCUGUCUGAUGUGUGAGGCUUCUCUGUGUGAUAAACACCUGAGAGUACACAGCAAGUCAGCCGAACACGUAUUAUGUGAUCCCACCACUGCCCUGGGGAACAGGAAAUGCUCCGUCCAUAAGAAGGUCCUGGAGUAUUACUGCACUGAGGACGCUGCCUGUGUCUGUGUGUCCUGCAGUUUGGCCGGAGAACAUUGGGGACACCAGGUGGAGUUGCUGGAUGUGGCCUCGGAGAAGAAGAAGAUGAAACUGAGAAAUGUUCUGCAGAAACUGACAAUAAAGAGAGAGGAGGCUGAGAGAAGAGUCCAGAGCCUGGUGGAGAGCAGCAUAAGUGAUCAGAAAAAAGCAGCUGGUGUAACAGAGACGGUCACUGUCCUGUUUAGAGACAUCAGGAGACAGCUGAAAGACCUAGAGAAGAGAGUCCUGAGUGAGAUCUCCAGGCAGGAACAGCGUGUUUCACUCUCAGUCUCUGAUCUGAUCCAGCAGCUGGAAAUAAAGAAGGACGAGCUGUCCAGGAAGAUGCGUCACAUUGAGGAGCUGUGUAAUGUGCCUGAUCCAGUGACUGUCUUACAGGAACCAGACACAGGUGAUUGGUGUGAUGCUGUGGACAGAGAGAGACAUGAUAAUCAGAUCCAUGGUGUAGGAGAGCUGGAUGUGGGACAUGUCUCAGAGACAUUACACACAUUAUAUGAUAUAAUAACCGGUAUAAAGAAAGGAAUCUAUGUGCAGGAAUCUACUGACAGAGUGCAGGAUGUAAACCCAGUGGGUAAUACAGAAUCUGAUGUAAUCACAGGUGUAAGGAAAGGAAAUAAUGCUCCAGACCCUACAAAAAAGGCAAUGGAUGUAACACCAGUGGGACAUGCCGAAUCUGAUAUUAUAGCUGGUAUAAAAAUAGGGCUCUAUGUGCACCAAGGUACAAGUAUACUACUGGAUGAAAACACAGCUGGUAAUUAUAUAUGGUUGCCACAAGAUGGUCAACUAUAUAAAGUGACUGACAACAGCUAUACAAGUUGGUCAGAUGAAAGCCAGAAUUAUCCAGAAACACCGGAGAGAUUUCAGCUUUAUAACCAGGUGUUAAGCACCAGCAGCUUUUCCUCAGGGCGACAUUACCUGGAUAUGACUGUCAGUGAAUCAGGGUGGUGGAGUGUAGGGAUGAGCUAUCCCAGUAUAGACAGGAGAGGAUUGGGUAUAAUGACAAGUCCUGGGCUUUGUGUAAACGGUUUUGCAGCCUGUAUUCACUGAUCCAUGAUGGAAAACAGAUUUGGUUACCCGGCAAUUUUACCUGUAAAAAAAUGGGGAUAUAUCUGGACUAUGAGGCUGGACAGCUGUCCUUUUAUGCUC
Pseudophryne corroboree (corroboree frog) is the source of this 1693-nucleotide messenger RNA. Its product is annotated as E3 ubiquitin/ISG15 ligase TRIM25-like. The transcript has a single exon. NCBI's taxonomy places the organism in Eukaryota, Metazoa, Chordata, Amphibia, Anura, Myobatrachidae. Gene Ontology annotation, molecular function: zinc ion binding. The record is from RefSeq and is a predicted model, not a curated record. Bases 44 to 1594 code for a protein of 516 amino acids.